CCAAAUGUUUAUUACUGAAUUAAAGAAUGAAAAAGGCAGCUUUUGUCCCCUAAUUGAUGCGAUUGAUAGAUAAAGCCUUAUUACCUUUUCCUACCACCACCACCACCAUAAAACACGCACAAAAAGUGGCUGGAUGCUUUUUCUUUCUUCUUUACCUUUAUCAGAUUCACAUUCCAUUUCUACCCCUGCCCCAUCUAUCAAAUGGCAUCUUCUUCUUAGUUUCUUCUCGUAUUCUUGUUUUGUUGUUGUUGAUCUGAGACAAUUAUAAAUCAUUAUGCAUGACUGGGCGGCUCCUAUUGUAGCUGCAGCUCUGUUUGCGUUUCUAGCGCCAGGGCUGGUGUUUCAGAUGCCUGGGAAUGAAUCGCCAAUUGGUUUCAUGAACAUGAAGACGAGUGUAAUCUCCAUGUUACUUCAUGCAGUGCUCUAUGGUUUGUUUCUUAUUCUGCUUCUUGUCAUACUAGACAUACAUAUUUAUGCUUAGCAAGCACCACUUACUGCUAUUGUAUUGUAUUCUUCAUUCAGCUUAUUAAUAACAACUCUUGUAAUUUCUCUUUC
This is a messenger RNA of Lactuca sativa (garden lettuce), 555 nucleotides long. RefSeq lists its product as uncharacterized. The record is from RefSeq and is a predicted model, not a curated record. NCBI's taxonomy places the organism in Eukaryota, Viridiplantae, Streptophyta, Magnoliopsida, Asterales, Asteraceae.